Messenger RNA from Doryrhamphus excisus (bluestripe pipefish), 3425 nucleotides. Its product is annotated as zinc finger protein PLAG1-like. The record is from RefSeq and is a predicted model, not a curated record. Lineage: Eukaryota; Metazoa; Chordata; Actinopteri; Syngnathiformes; Syngnathidae. Gene Ontology annotation, biological process: regulation of gene expression. Gene Ontology annotation, cellular component: nucleus.
UGAACCAGGUUUUAAAUAUUUGACUACUUGCAUAAAAAGUCUGAAAAGUUUCUUAUUUACGUAAACGACUCUGGGUGACUUUGAGACACCAGUAGCAACAUCUUAUUGGAAAAUGUGCAAGAAGGUGAAAAAUAAAUGGGCGUGAAUCAGAUCAUAGUGUGGUUGCAUUGCAGCGCACACACAAUGGCUGCUCUAAAGAUAGGAAAGGAAACAAAUUUCAGGCCCGCCGCGUCUAGCGAAAAAUAUGAGAAAAAAAUUAUUAAAAAUUCUGGAAAUAGUUGAAAGUCAAGAAAAACACAACAGAAAGGAUGUCGAAGCGUCCGGGGCUCACAGGUCCUGAUAGUGCUGAGGACAAACAACAGGAUAAGGUGACAGCGGUCAUGUCCGUGUAACUAGUGUGCCUUUGGGUGCCGUGUCGGCUGGAACCCAGGUCCGCAUUGAGAUGGACUUGGAGAAAGCCAACCUUGCAGCAACCAUGGGGAGGCGCAUGCAAGGAGAAGAAAAGCCCAAGAAGAAAUUCCCUUGCGAAGACUGCCAGAAAGUGUUCAACAGCGUGGAGAAGUUGAAGGUGCACUCGUACACACACACCGGAGAGAGGCCCUACUUCUGCUCCCAGCCUGGAUGCACCAAGGCUUUUGUCUCCAAAUACAAGCUGCUCCGGCAUAUGGCAACUCACUCGCCAGAAAAAAGCCACAAGUGUUCAUUUUGUGAAAAAAUGUUUCACCGCAAGGAUCACUUAAAGAAUCACCUUCACACCCACGACCCGUUUAAAGAAGCCUUUGCAUGUCAGGAGUGUGGUAAGAGCUACAACACCAAGCUGGGCUUCAAGCGCCACCUUGCCCUUCACGCUGCCAAUAGGGGAGAUCUCACCUGCAAGGUGUGUCUGCAGACAUUCCCCAGUACCGGGGUGCUUCUGGAGCACCUCAGAAGCCACGCCGGCAAGUCCUCUGGCGGGACCAAAGAAAAAAAGCAUCAUUGUGAGCACUGUGAGCGGCAGUUUUACACCCGUAAAGACGUACGGCGCCACAUGGUGGUUCACACAGGACGCAAGGACUUCCUUUGUCAAUACUGCGCCCAGCGCUUUGGUAGGAAAGACCACCUGACACGGCAUGUUAAGAAGAGUCACGCUCAAGAGCUGCUGAGGGUGAAAAGUGAGCCGGCCGAUUUGGUGGAGCCUGUGGUCUAUGACUUGAUGGCUGAGAACAUUCAGGCACAACUCCCAGUCAUGUUGGCAACAAUGCCACAUCAGCACAUUUACACCAACCCACUCCUGGACUCAGCGCCCCUCCCUAAGCCUGUAUUAAGUAAAUGCCCGUUAGGCUCCAACAUGACCUCAUACGCUGUCUCCUCACAGGAACGGGAGCAGAACCUAAAGGGAGAACUGGACAGCUACCUAAUGGAGCUACAAAGCAACACGCCCUCCUCAUCCUCAGCAUGCCAACAUCAACUCCCUGUCUGCAAACUGGAGAUGGAGCCUCAUGUGGGCAUGCUGGAAGAAUCAAGUCAGGACAGAUCCUUGUCCGGGAUUCCCACGUCAACGGCAACAUGUGACUCGCUGGCCUCAUCCCCGAUGGACUUCUCACAGCUGUUCAAUUUCCUACCGCUAAAUGGACCUUUGUACAACCAGGCAGGGGGCAGUGGGGAACAGCAUACAGUGCCCCAAGACAACACACCUCUCCGACUGUCCCCACAAUCGUCCAAACCGACCACACUACCCCGCUUCCAUCAGGCUUUUCAGUGAUCCAGUAAGUCUGAGCUUGACACACGCAUACGUACCUACAUAUAUGCUGUACAUACAUAUAUGCAUAUACAAUUACGUACGUGCGCCACACAUACAGUACUGCACCUACAUACGUAUAUGCAAUAAUACAUUUGUGCGUUUACAUGCACACAUAUGUAACAUACAGAAAUAAGGCAUUUACAGUACGUACUUAAAUUGACAUGCAUACAUAAAUACUAGGGAUGGAAACCUCUGUGAUGGACCAUUCCAAAUGCAUCUAGACCGGUUCCACUCGUUCGAUGGCCCGUGAACGCACAAUCUACCUUUCUGCGAUGCUGCACAGAUACACUCCUACUGUAUCUCCCCCUUUUUAAUUCACCUCCCAUUUGUUCCCAAAUGCUGCUACUAUGUGGGAAUGUAUAAAGGCAAGAUUUGAUGUUACUGAGUGCAUUUUUGUUCGGCACACAACCUUACUGAAAAGCAAACACCGGGCUCCUACCGGUGGAUUGUGGGUCUGUAUUGAUUUAAUGCUUUUAAUUCCAUCUUGUUCCUGCUUUAUUUUUACACAAUAUAUAAAGAUCAUGUAGAUGGUUACAAUGUACAUAUGUUUUGCUGAUGUGUUGAAAAUUGUUUGGUAUGGUUGUUUGGUAUUGCAUGGUAGGCUACGGAGCAAUCGUCUUGCAGGCAGCCCAGGCUCUCGUAUUAGGAGACUCACUGAUAACCAGUUGCUAGUCUUGCCAUACCUGGUGCACGUCUUUACCAUCAAUUCAUCCAAGGAUUUAUGGCUGAUUCUUAUCCAUCCAGGAGGCUCCUCCCUUGUCAAAGCGCACAUCGGGAUUUCAUGGUCUAUCCUUCACAACCCUAUGAAAUAUACACAGUACAUGAGUACACACAUAAAUACAAUACAUAUGUAUACACACAUGCGUACAUACGUAUGUACAUAUUCAUGCAUUCUACAAACAUAAAUACAAUGCACACAUGCUAGGGGUGUAACAAUACACAAAAUUCACGGUUGGGUUUGAUAUGUUUUUGAUACAAAAAACUGACAUUGCCUUCUUUAAUUUGAAUUUGGUUGAAAUUGCCUACAUUUUUCCCACCUUAAAAGUACAGUUGUGCUGCGCACAUUCACAAUAGCAGUAUUACUAGUACUUCAGAGUAAUAGUAAUCCAUAUGAAGAGUCCAUAAUAGCAAUUCUCAAAAAUAGUAAUUGAUAGUAUAGUACCCAUUCAUUCAUUCAUUUUCUAUGCCGCCUGUACCCACAAGGGUCCUAUCCUAGGCUGGAGCCUAUCCCAGCUGCAGUAUAUCUGAUACAUCUGUCAUAUAUAACAUCAUAUGUCAUAUUUAACGUAUAUAUAUAUAUUCAACAUUAAAUUUUAUAUUUAACCAUAAAUAUCUGACCUAAGAAAUAUUUCAUACAUAACAUUGUGAUAUUCAACCUUACAUUUAAUAUUUAACCAUAAAUAUCUGACCUAAGAAAUAUUUCAUAAGUAACAUGACACUAUCUUUAAACUUAUGUUUAAUAUUUAACCAUAUAAAUCUGGCCAAAGAAAUAGUUCAUCAGUAACAUGAUGGGAUAUUUCCGUCAUUCUAAUAAUCUAUCUAUCCAUUUUAGUAGCAAUAAUAUUAGCUUGACUGUUUGAAGCCAGGUAUUUAUCUUGUGAAAUGAUUGACAUGUUUGCCUUUCUCCCCACCGUUUUCCUCAACG